Messenger RNA from Peronospora matthiolae, 759 nucleotides. The record is from the annotation of a GenBank genome assembly. NCBI's taxonomy places the organism in Eukaryota, Oomycota, Peronosporomycetes, Peronosporales, Peronosporaceae.
AUGAUACAGACGCAGUUCAACAAGAAAGUCAAAUUUGUGCGACACGAUGGAGCCCGCGAGUUUGCGACAAACUCGCUUCAAGAUUUCUACGAAGUCGAAGGCAUCGAGCAACAAACCACGGUGCCAUACGCACAUCAAGCCAAUGGAACUGCUGAACGCGCGAUUCGAACUAUCGUCACCAUCGGUCGUAGCAUGCUCCAUCAUGCCAAGUUGGACAAGUGCUUCUGGGCUGAAGCGGCAAUGACGGCCGUCUAUGUGAAGAACCGUUUGCCGUCACCCAAGAUUCCACACAAGACACCGUUCGAGAUUGUCUACAAUUCUAAGCCAAGUGUCAAGCACAUGCGCGUUUUUGGGUGCCAAGCAUACAUCUUGACCCCGAAGGAGAAACGACUCAAGUGGGAUCCCAAGGUCCGGGCUGGAUUGUUUUUGGGCUACGAAGAAGUGUCCAAGGCGUAUCGAGUUUAUGACAUCGAAGCGGGGCAGGUGAUGAUAAGUCGCGAUGUCAACUUCGAUGAGUCGGCCUUUGGAAUGUCGAUGCUGAUUUCCGAUGACGAUGUUGAUGGCCUGGACUUCGAAUCGAUCGAUCUUGAUGAUGAAGAACCGCGUCCGAGACACUUCAAACAAACAGGAAAGCGCAAGGCCCAACCCAGUCACGACAAUGACGACGCAAGCAUGCCCCGAGCAGUGCGCCAACGACCCGGAUUGGAAGAGUCAAGUGCGCCGGAUGUAUUGAGGGUUACCGGUACAAUCCGAACCUAG